GUUUGACAUUCUAACCUUGUGAUAUAUAUCACUGAAUGGUCUUACUACAGAAGUGGAACCACCAGUUGUUUACUUGUUUAUCAACUGUCGAAGUUGACUUCCUCGUAAUUUUCCGAAUUGAAUGAAUUUAUAAAUAUGCCUCAUCAAAUUUUGAUGAAACCGGAAGUAGCCGCCAUAUUUGUCACCACCUAAAUGAUUUGCCAGAAGGAAAGGGGUUUGUCAAUGAUAGUGUAUAGUUGUGGCUGUUAGGUAUUUAUAAAUUUUGUGUUUCGUUUGCAAGUUGAAUGGAUUACUCCUACACCAUUUAAUUGGCAGGUGUAAUAUAUAGAACAUCCAACGGAGUGGUACGCUUAAUUGGUUGGAGACGACUUAACUGUAAGUGUGGCAAGUUUUUGUGGUGGGCUUCCUUCUUUUCGACAUGUUUGAGUAGAUGCGGAGGCAGAAGGAAGAUAUGCAAGUCAACGUGGCGGGCUUAAGAAGAAAUAUUAAGAACCUUGCGCACAAUUACUCGGAUGCGCAGGUAAAAGUUCGUGAAGCAACUAGUAAUGACCCAUGGGGCCCAAGCAGCACCCUCAUGUCAGAGAUUGCUGACCUGACAUACAAUGUGGUAGCCUUCACUGAGAUCAUGCAGAUGGUAUGGAAGCGACUCAAUGACCAUGGACGUAAUUGGCGGCAUGUUUACAAAGCCCUUGUUCUUCUAGAAUACCUCAUUAAAACAGGUACAGAAAAGGUUGCUCAGCAAUGUAAGGAAAAUAUCUUUGCAAUCCAGACUUUAAAGGAUUUUCAGUAUUUCGAAGAGAGUAAGGACCAAGGGUUGAAUGUACGUGAGAAAGCAAAACAGCUUGUGUCACUGUUGAAGGAUGAUGAACGUUUACGCAAUGAAAGAGCACGUGCACUGAAAGCUAAGGAGCGCUUUGCUCAAGCAGCUUCAGGGUUCGGAAGUGAGGGAAUGGACACUGUCUCUCCAUCGAGCCCAAGUUUUCCUGCUGGUUUCCAAGGUAGCUGGUCAUCAUGUGAAGUAGAGCCAACAUCCAGAGAGUUGGAAACAGCCCGCCCACAGACUGUUGGGGAAGAGGAGUUACAGCUUCAGUUAGCCCUUGCCAUGUCUCGAGAGGAGGCAGAGCAGGAAGAACAGAGAAGACGUAGUGAUGAUGUGAGACUUCAGCUGGCACUCUCACAGAGUGAAGAGGAGUUUAAUAGGUAUCAUCAUUCUCAAGGGAAAGCUAGUUCGGAAAAACAGAGUCACAUGCUGGACCUUCUAGACGUGAAUCUAGGGAACCAUUCCACCCAUCCACCACAUGCUGCUGCAUUGGACCCGUGGGGCUUCCCACAACCUGUCCCACAGUCGCCCCCAACCAGACCACAGAAUGAUCCUUGGAGUAGUCCAGCAAGUUCAGUGCCGAGUGCCUCAACAAUAGCAUCUCCCACACCAGCAGUAGACCCAUGGACUCCUGUACCUUCCUCUGCAGUAGAACUUGUCCAUCACAAACCACCGGCAGUAGUGGACCCAUGGCGUGCAGUGUCACCACAACCUCCAGCACGGCCAGCUCUACCUGCAAAUGAUCCCUGGUCACCCAGUACAAAUACUGAUCACUCCAGCCCUGGUACUGCCAGUCCGAGAGCUGGCCUCUCAAGCCCCAGUGGAGGAGAUUUGGAUGAGUUUGAUGUUAUAACUAACAGAGAGAGACCAGCAUUGAACAGUUCCCAGGUCAACAAUGUUAACUCACUCAACAAUAAUGGUGGAACAGUGUCACCAGAUCCCUUUGAUAUGAGUCUGCUGGGAGAUUCAUUGGAAAACAAACAGCAGCAGAAGAGGACUCCUCAUAGUUUCCUGGGUGAGAACUCUGCUCUCGUGAACCUGGACAACUUGGUGACAGUCAGCAAACCUCCAUCAGUGGCACCUUCACCAGUGCCACAAGCUCUUUCGAUGGGAACAGCAAAUCCAUUCGCUGGUGUUGCACCGUCACCACCUAACCUCUUCCAACAGCAACAACAGAUUCGACCAAGCAUUAAUCAAAUCAGGCAGCAGCCAUUUGUAGGGAAUGUGCAAGCUCAGGGGAGCACAGAAAGUGCAUGGGGUCCUGCACCUACUCAUCGUCCAGUUUUACCAAACCCUUUACUCCCAUCAGCUCAACCUAAUCCAUUCCUCUCAUAACAUACAAAGGUUUAGUAGAGGCUUGUGACUCCCUUAGACAGGACUAGAGUUCUUGCUAGCAGUGAGUUUGCUUCUAAAUCAACAUGCCAUGGGUAAACUUUUAAAAGCAUGAAGCCCAGAUCCAUAUGUUUCGGCUCUUUUCAUGUGUGGCGCCUUAUUCAUUUACAUGGAGAGAAAUUGGUACAUGCUAUCAGCUGUGAUAUUAAAGCGUGUGAUUUUUUUUUACCUAAGUUUGUAAUACCAGUGUCUUGUAAAGUGGGUUGUGUUGGAGAAAAUUGAUAACUGAAAGUUUGUACAAACUUAUAAUUUUAGACUAAUUAUAGACUAAAAUAUGUGGGAUCUUUUAGUAUAAAAGUAGACCAUGUUUCUAAAAUUGUGUAUAUUCAUAGAUAUUUAUAUAUAUAUAGAUUUGGCCACAUUUUAUUUUGAGAUUUAAUGACAGAUCCUUGCUCCUUUCAUAUCUGUAUACACUUUGCCUCACUGUACUUUGUAUAUUUCUUUACAUACCUACUCUUCUUUCUUCUCAGUGGCCAACCUUUAUUUUUGAUGCAAGGGAAUCCUAUUGUUAGCCAUAAACCACAUUUGAACUCUUCCACCACAGUAAGAGCCCAUUCUGUUGAAAUGAGCCAUGAGGUAGUUCAAUUGUACAUAUAUACCCUAUUAUUGUGACAUUAUAUUCAACUGAAUAUAAUGGUAAUAAAACACUAGUAUCAUGCAGGCGGUUUGGAACAUACAGUUGCUGUGUAAGUUGCUGAGCAUUAAUGUCUCUUGGUGCUGUAUUUGAGAGUUGUGAAGUGUGUAUGUGCUUGGCACCAUGUGGUCAGUGAUAUAUUGCAAAGUUUAAAUUUAAAUUCCUGGCAGGAACAAAGGUUUUGUUCUCCACCACAUCUUGACUGGGGGCACACGGUAGUGUAGUUGGUUGAGGGGAUAUGCUAAAAGCUGGAAGGUCGCAGGUUCAAGUCC
Messenger RNA from Cryptotermes secundus, 3118 nucleotides. RefSeq names its product epsin-2 (gene lqf). Gene Ontology annotation, biological process: endocytosis. Gene Ontology annotation, cellular component: clathrin vesicle coat; plasma membrane; endosome. Gene Ontology annotation, molecular function: clathrin binding; phospholipid binding. Lineage: Eukaryota; Metazoa; Arthropoda; Insecta; Blattodea; Kalotermitidae. The record is from RefSeq and is a predicted model, not a curated record.